This is a messenger RNA of Oncorhynchus masou masou (cherry salmon), 2542 nucleotides long. Its product is annotated as ubiquitin thioesterase ZRANB1-like. Gene Ontology annotation, cellular component: nucleus; cytoplasm. The record is from RefSeq and is a predicted model, not a curated record. The coding region runs from base 1 to 1467 and encodes 488 amino acids. Gene Ontology annotation, molecular function: cysteine-type deubiquitinase activity; K63-linked polyubiquitin modification-dependent protein binding. NCBI's taxonomy places the organism in Eukaryota, Metazoa, Chordata, Actinopteri, Salmoniformes, Salmonidae. Gene Ontology annotation, biological process: protein K29-linked deubiquitination; cytoskeleton organization; protein deubiquitination involved in ubiquitin-dependent protein catabolic process. The transcript is spliced from 9 exons.
AUGACGGCCUACCCUCCCUCCCCGGCCAAACCUGAGCCGUUUGUGCGGGGACUCCCAACUACGGCCAGAUGUGAUGCAACCUGGAUUCGAACCAGGUACUGUGACGAGUCUUGCACUGAGAUGUCGUGUCUCAGACCACUGCGCCACUCAGGUGUGGUGGAGGGGAACAUGGCUGCUGUCGAGGCCUACAAGUCGACCGGUGGUGACAUCGCCCGUCAGCUGACUUCAGACGAGGUCCGCCUCCUGAACCGCGCCACUGCCUUCAACGACGGCUUUACGCUAGUUCACCUGGCCAUCCGCUUCCAGAGACAAGACAUGUUGGCUAUCCUUCUCACUGAGGUGUCCCAGCAGGCAGCUAAGUGUAUCCCUGCCAUGGUGUGUGGUGAGCUGACAGAACAGAUCCGCAGGGAGAUCGCUGCCUCUCUGCACCAACGUAAAGGAGACUUCAACUGUUACUUCCUCUCUGACCUGGUGACCUUCACACUGCCCGCAGACAUCGAAGACCUGCCCACUGCAGUCCAGGAGAAGCUGUUUGACGAGGUGUUAGAUCGAGAUGUACAGAAAGAGCUAGAGGAGGAGUCUCCCAUCAUCAACUGGUCCUUGGAGCUGGGUACCAGGCUGGACAGCAGACUGUAUGCCCUGUGGAACCGUACACAGGGAGACUGCCUGUUAGACUCAGUGCUGCAGGCCACCUGGGGGAUAUACGACAAGGACUCUGUCCUCCGCAAGACCCUCCACGACAGCCUGCAUGACUGCUCUCACUGGUUCUACACCCGGUGGAAGGAGUGGGAGUCGUGGUAUUCUCAGAGCUUUGGUCUCCACUUCUCCCUCCGAGAAGAACAGUGGCAGGAGGACUGGGCCUUUAUACUCUCUCUGGCCAGCCAGCCUGGUGCCAGCCUGGAACAGACUCACAUCUUUGUUCUAGCACACAUUCUUCGUCGACCAAUCAUCGUGUACGGAGUGAAGUAUUACAAGAGUUUCCGUGGAGAGACGUUGGGCUACACUCGUUUCCAAGGUGUGUACUUGCCCCUGUUGUGGGAGCAGAGCUUCUGUUGGAAGAGUCCCAUCGCCCUGGGUUACACACGCGGACACUUCUCUGCCCUGGUCGCCAUGGAGAACGACGGCUACGACAAUCGCGGCGCGGGCGCCAACCUCAACACUGACGAUGACGUCACCGUAACCUUCCUGCCGCUGGUGGACAGCGAGAGAAAACUGCUGCACGUACAUUUCCUGUCUGCACAAGAGAUGGGUAACGAGGAGCAGCAGGAGAAGUUGUUGAGGGAGUGGCUGGACUGCUGUGUAACGGAUGGAGGCAUGUUGGCCGCAAUGCAAAAGUCGUCCCGUCGACGCAACCACCCACUGGUCACACAAAUGGUGGAGACCUGGCUGGAUGGAUACCGACAGAUCUGUCCCUGCGCCUCUCUCUCCGACGGGGAGGAGGAGGAGGAGGAGGAGGAAGAUGAGUGAAGGAGGGAAGGACACAGUGACACAGACACAGGAGAGGGUGACCAAGAGGAGGAUGUGGCGUCACUGGAUGGGACUCGAGACCACUAGCAUCCUUCAUACGGCACCAUACGCCUCCUCACCUCAAGAGAGAGAGGAUCCACGGUCUUCUGCGCUGCCGUCUGAAGCUGUAUCCCAAAGCACAUAGGGUUCUGGUCAAAAGAGUAGUGCGCACUAUAUAGGAGAAUAGGUUUGCAUUUGGGAUGCAGGCGGAGCGAUCAAUGGUCUUUCACUCUGCCGUCUCAGAAGCACUGAAGAGAGGAGACCUGCUCUGGUUCUGAAAGAACUCUUGGAACACGUUCUAGAAUCUCCUCAACAAAACCAUGGCAACAACAAUGGGUGCGUUCGUAAAUUCACUCUGGAGCGCGUUGUCAGUUCGUAAAUUCACUCUGGAGCGCGUUGUCAGUUCGUAAAUCCACUCUGGAGCGCGUUGUCAGUUCGUAAAUUCACUCUGGAGCGCGUUGUCAGUUCGUAAAUUCACUCUGGAGUGCGUUGUCAGUUCGUAAAUUCACUCUGGAGUGCGUUGUCAAUUCGUAAAUUCACUCUGGAGUGCGUUGUCAGUUCGUAAAUUCACUCUGGAGUGCGUUGUCAGUUCGUAAAUUCACUCUGGAGUGCGUUGUCAGUUCGUAAAUUCACUCUGGAGUGCGUUGUCAGUUCGUAAAUUCACUCUGGAGUGCGUUGUCAGUUCGUAAAUUCACUCUGGAGUGCGUUGUCAGUUCGUAAAUUCACUCUGGAGCGCGUUGUCAGUUCGUAAAUCCACUCUGUAGCGCGUUGUCAGUUCGUAAAUUCACUCUGGAGCGCGUUGUCAGUUCGUAAAUUCACUCUGGAGCGCGUUGUCAGUUCGUAAAUUCACUCUGGAGUGCGUUGUCAGUUCGUAAAUUCACUCUGGAGUGCGUUGUCAGUUCGUAAAUUCACUCUGGAGUGCGUUGUCAGUUCGUAAAUUCACUCUGGAGUGCGUUGUCAAUUCGUAAAUUCACUCUGGAGUGCGUUGUCAGUUCGUAAAUUCACUCUGGAGUGCGUUGUCAGUUCGUAAAUUCAC